Chelmon rostratus (copperband butterflyfish) is the source of this 3767-nucleotide messenger RNA. RefSeq names its product very low density lipoprotein receptor (gene vldlr). Gene Ontology annotation, molecular function: calcium ion binding; protein binding. The transcript is spliced from 20 exons. The coding region runs from base 59 to 2653 and encodes 864 amino acids. NCBI's taxonomy places the organism in Eukaryota, Metazoa, Chordata, Actinopteri, Chaetodontiformes, Chaetodontidae. The record is from RefSeq and is a predicted model, not a curated record.
AGGGCAGAGAGGCAGCCCGCGAGCGCUCAGCUAGCAAGCGUACGGUGCACUGCGAGAGAUGGUCACGUCCACACCGGGGAUCCUUCUGCUGCCGAUGGUAAUAUGUUUCCAGCACUGCAUUUACGUUCACGGUACUAAGACAGAAUGUGAAGCCAGCCAGUUUCAGUGUGGAAACGGUCGUUGCAUCCCAUCCGUCUGGCAGUGUGAUGGAGACGAAGACUGCACUGAUGGCAGUGAUGAGAACUCUUGUGUUAAAAAGACUUGUGCGGAGGUGGACUUUGUGUGUCAUAAUGGCCAAUGUGUCCCGAAGCGAUGGCACUGUGAUGGGGAGCCGGACUGCGAGGAUGGAUCAGAUGAGAGCAUAGAAAUCUGUCACAUGAGGACGUGUCGUGUGAACGAGUUCAGCUGCGGCGCCGGCUCUACUCAGUGUAUACCCAUCUUCUGGAAAUGUGAUGGAGAGAAGGACUGUGACAAUGGAGAGGACGAGGUCAACUGUGGUAACAUCACCUGUGCUCCGAAUGAGUUCACGUGUGCCAGCGGCCGCUGCAUCUCUCGGAACUUUGUGUGUAACGGCGAGGACGACUGCGGCGACGGCUCCGAUGAGGUGGAGUGUGCUCCGUCCUCCUGCGGCCCCAGUGAGUUCCAGUGUGGAAACUCAUCGUGCAUACCAGCCAACUGGGUGUGCGACGACGACGUCGACUGCCAGGACCAGUCAGAUGAGUCACCGUCUCGUUGUGGCCGUCACCCGACGCCCCCAGCCAAGUGUUCGACCAGUGAGAUGCAGUGCCGCUCGGGAGAGUGUAUUCACAAGAAGUGGAGGUGUGAUGGAGACCCCGACUGCAAGGAUGGCAGCGAUGAAGCCAACUGUCCUGUACGCACCUGUGGACCAGAUCAGUUCAAAUGUGAUGAUGGAAACUGUAUCCUGGGCAGCAGACAGUGCAAUGGCCUCAGAGAGUGCACCGAUGGAUCAGACGAAGUCAACUGCAAAAACAUGACUCAGUGUAACGGGCCGGAGAAGUUCAAGUGUCGCAGUGGAGAGUGUAUUGAGAUGACCAAAGUGUGCAACAAGGCCCGAGACUGUCCCGACUGGAGUGACGAACCCAUCAAGGAAUGCAAUCUAAAUGAGUGUCUCCUUAACAACGGCGGAUGCUCUCACAUCUGCAAAGACAUGGUGAUUGGCUUCGAGUGUGACUGCACACCUGGACUUCAGCUCAUAGACCACAAGACCUGCGGAGACAUCAAUGAGUGUCUGAACCCUGGCAUCUGCAGUCAAAUCUGCAUCAACCUGAAGGGAGGAUACAAGUGCGAAUGCCACAACGGCUACCAGAUGGAUCCGACCACCGGAGUCUGCAAGGCUGUUGGUAAGGAGCCAUGCCUGAUCUUCACAAACCGCCGUGACAUCCGUCGUCUGGGUCUGGAGAGGAAGGAGUACACUCAGAUUGUGGAGCAGCAGAGGAACACAGUGGCUCUGGAUGCAGACUUUAACCAGCAGAUGAUCUUCUGGGCUGACCUGGGCCAGAAGGCCAUUUAUAGCACUGUGCUGGACAAACGAGGUGAAGUCGGCGCACAUAACAAAGUGAUAGACAACGUUCAGACUCCUGUGGGAGUUGCCGUGGACUGGAUCUAUAAAAACUUGUACUGGUCUGAUCUUGGCACCAAAACCAUUUCUGUAGCCAACUUCAACGGGACCAAGCAGAAGGUUCUGUUUAACAGAGGCCUGAAAGAACCGGCAUCCAUUGCUGUGGAUCCACUGUCUGGAUUUCUGUACUGGUCUGACUGGGGUGAGCCAGCCAAGAUUGAGAAAUCUGGUAUGAACGGAGUGAACAGACAGGUUCUGGUGGCAUCGGAUAUCCAGUGGCCUAAUGGAAUCACCCUGGAUCUGAUCAAAGGCAGGUUGUACUGGGUCGACUCUAAGCUGCAUAUGCUCUGUAGCGUUGACUUGAAUGGAGACAACAGGAAGAAAGUACUCCAGUCUCCAGACUACCUGGCUCAUCCCUUCGCCCUCACUGUUUUUGAGGAUAGAGUUUUCUGGACGGAUGGCGAAAACGAAGCUAUAUACGGUGCAAACAAGUUCACCGGCUCUGAUGUGGUGACUCUGGCCAGCAACCUGAAUGACCCCCAGGACAUCAUCGUGUACCAUGAGCUGAUCCAGCUGUCAGGUACUAACUGGUGCACAGAGAAAGGCGAAAAUGGAGGCUGUAGCUACAUGUGUCUGCCUGCACCGCAAAUCAACAAGCACUCCCCCAAGUACACCUGUGUGUGUCCGGAGGGGCAGGAGCUGGCUGCUGACGGCUUACGCUGUAGACCUGACCCUUCAACCAAAGGUCCCUCAAAGGAUGAUGGGAAAGCUCUAAUACAGCCACCCUCAGAAGCCAACGUGAGCACGUCGAUCCAGGUGGACUCCACAGCCAGAGGGUCUACUGCUGCCUGGGCCAUACUGCCCGUCUUGCUGCUGGCGAUGGCGGCAGCGGGCGGCUACCUGAUGUGGAGAAACUGGCAGCUGAAGAACCAGAAGAGCAUGAACUUUGACAACCCCGUCUACCUGAAGACCACAGAAGAAGACCUCAACAUCGACAUAACCCGGCACGGCGCCAACGUGGGACACACCUACCCUGCGAUUUCUAUAGUGAGCACAGAUGACGAUUUAUCAUGAUCGUCUGGAUCUUUUUGCUUUUUACGGCAACACAUAGCGUUGCGUGGAGCCUCCUCGUUCCCAUGCCGACGGUUGUCCGUAGCAGCAGCAGCCCUUACAGUACGACCACAUGCCUUCUGAAGUGCAUUAUGACCUGCGGAGAUGAUGGCCGGAAGAAAUGUUAUUUAUUAUGUGAAUACUACAAUGAAUUAUGUGUCAUAACUGUUUUCACUCAGUGCGUCCAAAGUGUUUUGAUUUUUUUUUUUCCUUUUGGUCCUCGUUAUGUUCGGACCUCAGACAGCUUCCUGUCCCUCUUAAAGGAGUCUGACAUCAUCUUUUCACAGCAUAUGAGCGAAACACGGUGAAUGUCCGCAAUUUGAUCAUCUCUUCUGGGACUUUCUGUGUUCAGACUGAACCCAGAAGAAUGACAAGAGGACCGUGUUUCUCUUGCCGAACAGAUCGACUCUGCUGGACUGGAUUUAAAAGUGGAUCUGAGCUGUCAGUAUCCCAUGUGACACGUGUUAAAGACAGCGUGAGGUGGAGUGAGGUGUUCAUGGGGGAUCUUGGUCCAAAUUUUAUUCCUUGCCUACUUUGAUUCAACAGGCUCAGAUGUGUGAAUAUUUAUGUACCAUCAUGGUUGGAGCAGUAAUAUCCAAGAUGUAAGUUUUCUUUCUUAAUUUGUUUUUAUUUUUUAUUGUGUUUUCUUUUCAAUGGUACUUCCUGGAGUGCAUUCUUACAAGCUCUUUUUUCAAUCAGUGUUUAUUAUUAUUAUUAUUAUUGUUAUUAUUAAGGCUGUGUAAGGAUCACCAUGGUUACAGCAUUUGUAAACAUUGUAUAUAUUUACCCAUUAUCCCUCAAAGACAUGACGGUCAAUCAGGACUCUCUUCAAUGCACUUUGAUCAAAUGUUCCUUGUGUAAAUAAGAUUGUAUACAUUUGACUUGAAAUCAAUUUUUUGCUAUGGUUGGGCAUCGUACCAGGGUUAGAGCUCAGAUGUAUUUAACAAGAAAGAAAAAGCUGAAAAAUGGGGAAAAAAACAACACAACUGAAUUUGGUAAAACUAUUUUGUAUGUUUGUGUGCUGUUGCUGUGAACUUUUUCUAGCCUUGUACAGUGAGGGGGAACACUAUUAAAACUU